Mustela lutreola (European mink) is the source of this 910-nucleotide messenger RNA. RefSeq names its product phospholipase A and acyltransferase 1 (gene PLAAT1). Gene Ontology annotation, biological process: N-acylphosphatidylethanolamine metabolic process. The coding region runs from base 252 to 761 and encodes 169 amino acids. Lineage: Eukaryota; Metazoa; Chordata; Mammalia; Carnivora; Mustelidae. The record is from RefSeq and is a predicted model, not a curated record. Gene Ontology annotation, cellular component: cytoplasm. Gene Ontology annotation, molecular function: glycerophospholipid phospholipase A1 activity; A2-type glycerophospholipase activity. The transcript has 5 exons.
CGCGCGGGGGAGCUGGCGUUGGGCUGGAGGGCGGCUGGUGGGCGGCUGCGCCUUGACCUCUCCCGAGGGUAGAUGGAGUGGGCCGGUGUCCGCUAGCCAGAGGGUCGGCAGCUGUGAGUCCAGGGCGACCCCAGGACCCCAACAGCUGCCACCGGCGGAAAAGACGCCCCCGGGCUUGAGCGAGGCUGGUAUAUGAAAGGCGGAAAGACUUCUCAUCUUCUGCUUCUGAAUGUUGACCUUUUUCAUGCUAAAUGGCGUUUAAUGAUUGCUUUAGUUUGAGCUAUCCUGGUAACCCCCAGCCAGGGGACUUGAUUGAAGUAUUUCGUUCUGGCUAUCAGCACUGGGCACUGUACUUGGGUGAUGGUUAUGUUAUCAACAUAGCACCUCUAGAGGAUGGCAUUUCUUCCUCAUUUACGAGCGCCAAGUCUAUAUUCAGCAGGAAAGCCCUGGUGAAGAUGCAGCUGCUGAGGGAUGUUGUGGGAAAGGACACAUACAGAAUAAACAAUAAAUAUGAUGGGACCUACUCCCCUCUCCCCAUGGAAGAAGUCAUGCAACGGUCAGAGAUGGUUAUUGGACAGGAGGUGGAAUACGACAUACUUGUCAACAACUGUGAGCAUUUUGUGACUUUGCUUCGUUAUGGAGAAGGAGUUUCAGAGCAGGCCAACCAAGCAAUAAGUACCAUUGGGUUUGUGGCAGCUGCUGCUGGUGCCUUCUCACUCCUGGGCUUGUUUCCAAAAAGACAAAGAGCAAAAUACUAUUAACAAUUUACUGAAGAGAUAUUGGAACUGAAGGAAUUUGUGAGGAGGGGAAAAAAAAAAAACUGGGAUGAAUACUUAUUUUCAAUGCAUCAUUAUUGUUCCAAAUUCCAGUGAUGGAUGGCAGGCUCUUUAAUAAAUUGCUUACUGAUACU